This is a messenger RNA of Biomphalaria glabrata, 3037 nucleotides long. Its product is annotated as DDB1- and CUL4-associated factor 4-like. Lineage: Eukaryota; Metazoa; Mollusca; Gastropoda; Planorbidae. Bases 231 to 1781 code for a protein of 516 amino acids. The record is from RefSeq and is a predicted model, not a curated record. Gene Ontology annotation, cellular component: Cul4-RING E3 ubiquitin ligase complex. The transcript is spliced from 8 exons. Gene Ontology annotation, molecular function: protein binding.
GUCACGCAGUGAGUUAGUAAUAGUAGUACUCACUGUAACUCACUGACUCAGUACCGUGAUUCAGUGACAGUCACAGUCAGUGUCACCACUCGGUGUGUCUGACAGUAAAGAGUAGAUUAUUUAGAUCUAGGACCUAUCUAGUACUACUAUAUUUAACUAUAGACUAUAUAUAGUGACUACAAUCUAGUUACUAGUAUUUUAAUAUAUAAUAUAGGGCAUACUCAUAGGUCAUGAAUAGACAAUACCAAUCUCGACGUAGUCAACAAAGCUCAUCCAGAUGUUCUCUGCAAGGUACAAGCAGAGACAGCUCUUGUCCAAGCAAAAGGAAAAUUAAAAAGAGAAACAAUAAUAAAUAUACUUCUAAUAAUGGUAAUAGAGCAGACCAUCAGAACAAUAUUGAAGAGAAUCACUUUGACACAUCCUCUCUUGAUGAGACAGGUCAAGUGGAAUCAGACAUUCCUGGUUACUACUACGACAAGGAGAAAAAAACCUACUUCAAAAUUCUCCCAAAUACAAUGAGCUGUGUGUCAUCCUUUGUUACAAAGGAAACAAUCAGAAAACAAGAAGUAGAGAAACAGCGUCUAUUAGAUCUGAAGAAAGUUGAAGCAGGCUCACUGCCUAAAACACAGCAACAGAAGAAAAAUGAAGCUUUGAACCUCCUGAGUGUUUUGAAAAGUGUGCAGUGUGGCCUGUUCACUUGUGAGAACCUCAUGACCUACACAGCUAGACAGAUGUGUUGUGUACUAAAGCAGGAUGAGGAAUGGCCUAUAUCUUGCCCUACUCAGCUACAUUUAACAUUAGAUGAAAUACAGAAGAUGGAAGUAACAACCAGCAGAGAUAAAUUGAUCUGUGUGUCAUCUGUCAAGUCUUGUCUAGGUCAGUGCAUACAACUUUUGGCUGUGGGAGAGGGGAGAUCACUCACAAGAAAGGAUAAGAAACUCACUUACAUAACUAUCAAGCCCCCGGACAUAGUGCUUGGGCCUGUGUACAAAAAAAUCAGCAGCCUGUGUUUGGCCCCCACACAGAGUUUGAGUGGAAUGACCACAGUGAUGUAUACCACAGUCUGCCCUAUAGGCUACAUGCCCAGUAUGAUCUACAUGUGUAAUCUUGAUUCCCCUACAACAGAUACAAUGACUAUAUUUGAAUUAAACCUUGGGUUCAAGACUGUUUGGUCAGCUGCUUGGGACAGCCAGAGGUCAAGGUUCAGUGUUGGCUCAGAACAAAAGUGUCAUUUGAUAGAUGCUGCCACACGAAGAAGGUGGACCUACAACACAUGUAACAGUGACCCAUUGUCUCAGACAUUUUCUCCUAAUUCUUGCAAUAUACUUUAUAAUGGCACUAGAUCUGGGUUAAUUCUGGUUCAUGAUGCCAGAUGUCAAGGUCAGAUCAAAGCACAGAUGAAACAACAUCAUGGUGUUGGCUGCCUCAAACUACUUCAGAAUGACAAUCAUAUUUUGGCCAGUGACUUUUCUGGCACAAUCUGUCUGUGGGACCUGAGAAAACAGAAAGUAUUGAUGAAGUACAAAGGAUUAGUCAAUUCUCAUUACCAGCUGCCAUUCCAUGUGGAUGAAACAGAGACCUUGCUGUGUAGCUCUGGUUCUGACAGUUAUACAAAGCUCUGGGACAUUAAGAGUGGAGAGUUAUUGAAAAGUUUUCCACCUCCUUACCCUGCAUCCAUUGACAGCUUUCCUGUCAGCAUUUAUUCACAACAUUGGGGAAAAGUACCUGGCAAUGCUGGCCUGAUUGUGGCUUUAAAAAACAAAUUUGUGACCUACACCUAGUAUAGUAGAGUCACUAUUGCGGAGCAGGCAUGUUUGCCAAACAGCUCGUCGAAAUUAGUUAAAAUCUACUUUAUUUUAAAAUUUUCUGCUAAACUACUGUAACGGUAAAAUGCGCACGGUCCAUUUCUCUACAUUUUCAAUAUAAGGGUUUUCCUUUCACAGAAGAAAAUUAAUUUUGACUCCAGGUUAAAGUUGACAGGUGUGGAAUCGUCCAUUAUUUUUCACGUACCAGGAGAACAGCAUAGGUCAAGGCUUAAGGCUUUUUAAAAAUGAUGACACAUCACCUGCAUGAUACACCUCUUUUUCGGUUUAUAUAUGGAUGUGGAAAAACUUCAUUUCAUAGCUAUCUACCCGGAAUUCAAUUUUUAAAAAAUUAGGAGGUGUUUAUCCAGUUUUUACCUUUUUAAAGAUAGUCACAAUUGUGGAACACUAUAAAUGUUAUUUAUUUGACCUGCGCAUUUACUAUCAUUUAGCUUAAUAUUUACAUAGUGAUUUAGAUCGGAAUAUGAUUUUGUUAUAGUAUACAUAAAUUUAAAAACAUUUAGAGAAUAAUAUUACAUAUAAUAUAUAAUUUAUGAUUACCAUACGUCUAGCAAAAAGAAGACAAAUCAUAAUACCAUAUAUAUAUAUAUAUAUAUAUAAUAUUAAUAUAACAAAAAAGAAUAGUGGAAAAAAAAACUUGUAAGGAAAAUCAGGGUAGUGUGACGUCAAUUACUAUUAAAAAAGAUGCAAAGAAUCUAAAAGUGACAAUGUGUUGUCUUAAGCUUUAAUAAAAUAAAAUUAAUGUAAAGGAUAAGGAGUUCAAGUAUUAGACUUAUAAAUAUAUGCUUUAUAUAGGCUGUGUUCCGCAAUUGUGACUUCUUAAAAAAUCCUGUUCCGUAAUUGUGACUGACCAUAUCUCAGUCGAUUUGAACGUAAAAUUUAAAUAUCUGUUGAAAAACUAAACAAUGCGUCUAUUUUUAUCGGAAAAUGGAUGGGCAAUGCCUAGAUACUUUUAGUUUUUUCAUUACGGAGCAAAAAAUUGAAAACUAAAAGUAGCUGCUAACUGUUCCACAAUAGUGACUCUACUCUAGUGCUCUUAAUGUUUUGUGGCAUACACCUAGAGAAUUGUUUAGGAUGAUUGCCAAGGGGGACAGCCAGCAGCAUAAGGAUGUGUCAUUUAGAGUAGAUUUUGUGGCUUGUCAGGUGUGAUUUCAUUUUGUGAAUCUUUUAGACAUUCAUGUGCACCAAACUCCAUUAAAUAUUCUUACUGAAAA